GAGGGAGGAAACACCUCAGACAGAAAGACCUGAAGUUCGAGGCUCGAUCUGCGCAGGCGCAGUUAUCAGUUGGCCAAGAACUUUAUCCCCUUUUGUGCAACUGCUCCGCGUGGUGUCCAGUUUUGCCUUUUCAAAAUUCUGACUUUCCUCAACUGGAGAGCAUCAAAGAGGAGGGAAUGGCUUCUUGGCGCAUGAAAGUCAAAUCAGUGGCAUCAGUGACAUUUGAGGAUGUGGCUGUGAAUUUCACCAGAGAGGAGUGGAAGUGUCUGGGGCCUGCUCAGAGAGCCCUCUACAGGGAUGUGAUGCUGGAGAACUACAGAAACCUGGUCUUCCUGGGGCAUCAAGUUUCCAAACCCAGUGUGAUCUCCCAGUUGGAGCAAGGAAAAGAACCCUGGAUGGCAAAGAGAAAAAAUCCAGUAUUGGAGACUAAACCUGAAAAUAAGAAGUCAACUCAAAACAACAGCAUUUCUGAAGAGGUCUCAUCCCAGGAAGUAAUAAGGAAAAGACUCACAAGGGGUAAAAAAUUGAAAAGUAAUGAUUCAUUAGGGAACCUUCAGAAGGUACAGGAGAGAAAUUUGAGUCAGAAGACAUUGCCCAAAAAUCAAAUCCUCACUGGAAAUAGAGAUUCUGAAUGUAAUGAAUUGGGAAUAGAUGUGAGUCAGAAUUCGGACCUUAUUAUACAACAAAAAGUUCCUAAAGGAGAGAGUGACAAUAUAAGUGGAAAGAAGCUCAAAUGUCAUUCAGACACAAUUAAAUCAAAGAAAAUCCGUACAGAGAAGAAGCCAUAUGAAUGUAAAGAAUGUGGAAAAGCCUUCAGGUGGUGUGCAGAAUUCACUCAACAUCAAAGAAUUCAUACUGGAGAGAAACCCUUUGAAUGUAAAGUAUGUGGAAAAGCCUUCAGAUGGUGUACAGACCUCACUCAACAUCAGAGAGUCCAUACUGGAGAGAAACCCUAUGAAUGUACUAUAUGUGGGAAAACUUUCAGAUGGAGUACAGAUCUCAUUCAACAUCAGAGAACUCAUACUGGAGAAAAGCCCUACAAAUGUAGUGAAUGUGGAAAAUCUUUUAGUCAAAGAACAAAUCUUACUAGACAUCAGAGAACUCAUACUGGAGAGAAACCCUUUAAAUGCAUUAAAUGUGAGAAAACUUUUAGCCGGAGUACACAUCUUACUCAGCAUCAGAGAAUACAUACUGGAGAAAAACCCUAUGAAUGUAAUGAAUGUGGAAAAGCCUUUAAUCGAAAUACACACCUUAUUCGGCAUCAGAGAAUUCAUACAGGAGAGAAACCAUGUGAGUGUAAUCAAUGUGGAAAAUCCUUCAGGUGGACUACAGACCUUUCCCAACAUCAGAAAACUCACACUGGAGAAAAACCUUAUGGAUGUAGAAAAUGUGGGAAAGCCUUCAGUCGAAGUACACAUCUUACUCAACAUCAAAGAAUACAUACUGGAGAGAAACCCUAUGAAUGUAAUCAAUGUGGAAAAGCCUUUAGGUGGCGUAUAGACCUUACUCAACAUAGAAAAAUUCAUACUGGCGAGAAACCCUAUGAAUGUAAUGACUGUGGAAAAGCUUUCAGUCAGAGCACAAACCUUACUCGACAUCAGAGAAUCCAUAUUGGAAAGAAACUUUAGUAUCUGAAUGAUUAUUAAAAAGAUGAAGCAAAUAUUUUAUUCAGCAUUUGAAAAUUCAUUACUACAGGGAAACCCUAUGUGCAUAAUUUAUAAGGAAAACUCAUAUAUAUGUGUUUCAAUAAGCACAAUGGGAACCUUGAGAAGGUAGUGAAUAAAGGCAAGGUUCAUUUAAGGCUGAUUCUUUCCUUAAUUAAAUAUUCUUAAAUCAAAAUAUCUCAAAUUGUUUCUAAAAUUGUGUAAAGAGGAUAGAUUUUAUUCUCUUAAUCACUGCCUUUGAAAAGCCUAUUCUUGUUCUUCUUCCUCUUGGUUAAAGAGAGAUGUGAACUAUAAGAGUCUAUAGGUAUCCAUGAUAUGAGCUUUAUGGAAUUUUAUCCAGUAUUAAAAUCAGAAAAGAAUAAAUGUUCUUGUGAAUGACAGAGCCAUGUUUUGUAAAACCAAACAAGGAUUCAGACAAAUGCACAAAAGAUUCGGAGAACUGAAAAAUACAGAAAAACAAGGCAUGCUUACACACUCCUGCCAUAGAAAGGCAGAAAUGCCAACUUGUAACAUUGAUAUAUGUUACAAUCUUUAAAAUAUAUGCCUGCUCUUUAUAGUUUUUUUUAUCUUUGCUCCAUUCCUGAGUUAAGGAGUAGAGAAAUUUGCUAAUAAAAAUCAUUACAAUACCUUUUUUUCUCUCUGAUCUUGGAGAGUUUUUGUAUCAUUAAAAGAAAAAAGAUGGGAAACAACCAUUUUACUAAGGAGUACAAUUCCAAAUGAGAGAUUACUCUCUUCCUAAUUGCUAGAUAUCUUUCUUGAAUAGGGAAAACAGCUCUUUAUUAACCCAAUCAAAUUGGGUUCAUUGUUCAUCUUGUUCAGCUCGUCUUGUCCAGGCCAAACUGAACUGAAAGAGUGGGAAUUUUGGCCCUUAACUCCUCAGUACAAUACAUUUCCAUUGCUGCAGAUUUCCCUUCCUUAGUCUUGUUAUUUUCCAAUUUUUCAAUGAAUAAAAUGUUGUUUUAAAAUGGGAGCAUCAUGUAUGAUCUGAUUUUGUUUUAAUGGAAAUGAGAGUAGCAUUUUAUUUCAAUGGAGAUAAGAGUAGCAUAAAUAUUAAUGUUCAAUAUCUUUCCUGUUUAUCCUCUUCCUCUCCCCCAUGUAGUCUUCUGUUAACCUCUUCCUUUGGCCUCUUAAUAUUCCAAAAUUGCUUCUUUCUCUGAUCUCCUUUUUUCUUUCUCUAAUAUAUUUCUUCUAAUAUGAAGAGUUUAACAAAGAAGAAAAAUUUGAAAGAGAAGAGAUAAGAAAGAUUUAAAAAGUAUGUUAUUUUCUGGAGUUAUAUUCAAUCUGUUAUAUUUCAUUCUUCUUUCCUUCUCCAGCUUGUGCCUAGAAGAUAUCUAUCAAAUGAAUGAGUUUAGGGGCUUCCUGAAGAGCUCUCAUCUGACACUAUGGUAAUGAGCAAACUUUGCCUCAUCAUUCCUUAGGCCCUUCUAUUC
Sarcophilus harrisii (Tasmanian devil) is the source of this 3094-nucleotide messenger RNA. Its product is annotated as zinc finger protein OZF-like. The record is from RefSeq and is a predicted model, not a curated record. The coding region runs from base 177 to 1628 and encodes 483 amino acids. Lineage: Eukaryota; Metazoa; Chordata; Mammalia; Dasyuromorphia; Dasyuridae. Gene Ontology annotation, molecular function: DNA-binding transcription factor activity; RNA polymerase II cis-regulatory region sequence-specific DNA binding. Gene Ontology annotation, biological process: regulation of transcription by RNA polymerase II. The transcript has 5 exons.